UUAAACCUUGCCUUGAUGGCUCUUGACUCGGUCCGAUCACCAAUCCUGGCCAACAACCUUUCCCAUUAUGUAGCACUUUCUUCCACUGUUAAUCUUCUUCGCCGUUUAUAUAACCCUCCGCACCUCCACUCUUUCCUCUCCAUUUCAAAAUCGUCGCACUACCUCUUUCUUUCUUUCAUUCUACACCUACACCACCAUCGACUAUCACCUACAUCACCAUCAUCGGCUACUACCUCCACCACCAUCUCACUAACAUCGUCCAGUAGCGAGCUACAACACUCUUUUCUAUUCCUUCCUAUCUAUCUCUGUAUCUCUCUUAAAUAGCAUUGCACCACCUUGAUUUAGGAUUUUGAUUUUCUGAUUUGAUACCAUCAUCGAGUCCGCUUUCUCCCGCUCAAUCCAUCAUUUGAAUCCCAAAUUUUUCGUUCACGAUCACAUUGCCCUUGAUAUCGGACCUGCCCACAUAUAUCCCCAGGCGCCAACGUCCAAUCUUCACAACCCUAAACCCUGGACCCAAAAGAACCCUAGCCGCCGUUCCUCACCCUCGCUCUUCCAUUUCCGUCUCUGCUAUGACCAAGAGUUGUCAUUCUUCAACCACCCAUACAAGAGGAAUAUAUGGAGUUAUUACAGUUUCUAGACUGUGUCUUUACCAACGUCAUCAGCUAAGCAUUAAAAAUUCUCAAAUCAAGAGGAGUGGUGAAUUUGGUAAUAGACAUUUGUGCCCUGCAAGCUCUGAUCAUUGGUUGGUGUCGUUGAUGAAGAUAUUGAAAAAAAAUGAUGCUGGUGAAGUCCUUAUAGUGUGUUGCUCACUUGCUCUUAUCGGUGUUGCAUUGGUGCUUUCUCCUUCUAGGCUGAUCCAAUUCCUCAAAGGAAAUUUAAGACUUUGGAUACGUAAUGAUAUUGGUUCUAUAGCUUUGACUGUGAUGUUGAUGGUUUUGUGGUGUAAUAUGGUCAAUACACGAAAUCAGGUUGUUGAAGAUAACACUACAGAAAAGACCAACUGAUAUGGGUUUGUCGGUUUUUUCAACUGAACUAAUCUUGAUGGUGCUCUUGGUAUAUUAACAGAAAGUAAGAUUGUUGAUGUAUUAUUUUAGUUCAUCUAAUUCUAUUGAUAAAGUGUUUUUACAGAUCUGACAGAAGAUCAAAGGUUAUCAGUUUAUAUAUGUUGUUGUAUACAACUUUGAUGAAAGAUUAUAGAAUAUGGUGUUGAAUUAUUGGUUUCAUAAGUUGGAGUUCUAAUAUCUACAUAGGCUCUAUGAUUUUGUUUAAAGAAAAUUUUACCCCUUCUUGAUUUUCUUGUAUGCUACUGUUGAUGUUAAAGUUUUUCUAGAAUAAUGACAAUUCUGUCCUUGGAUAUCA
This is a messenger RNA of Lactuca sativa (garden lettuce), 1359 nucleotides long. RefSeq lists its product as uncharacterized. Lineage: Eukaryota; Viridiplantae; Streptophyta; Magnoliopsida; Asterales; Asteraceae. The record is from RefSeq and is a predicted model, not a curated record.